AAUCCAUCUUCAUUCUCUCUCUCUUCUCUUUCUCUCUCUGGAGCGAUGGAGGAGAUUCCAUCACCGUCGCAUUUCUCACCGGAGCUCAACCUCGACACCCUCAAGGCCAUCAGAGUCCUCGGCAAGGGAGCCAUGGGGACCGUCUUCCUGGUCCACGACCCGAAAUCCGACCCGUCCGCCACCUUCCCUUUCGCUCUCAAAGUCGUCGACAAGUCCUUGCUCCGCACCAAGCUCGACGCCGAGCGCCGAGCCCGGUGGGAGGUCCAGGUCCUGACCCGACUCUCCGGCCCGAACCAGCACCCGUUUCUGCCUUCUCUUCUAGGUUCGUUCGACUGCGACGAGUAUUUGGGCUGGGCCGUCCCUUACUGCCCCGGCGGCGACCUCAACGUCCUCCGCUACCGCCAAAACGACCGCGUUUUCUCCCAAACGGUGAUCCGUUUCUAUCUGGCAGAGAUCGUCUGCGCGCUGGAGCACCUCCACAGCAUGGGGAUCGCUUACCGGGAUUUGAAGCCAGAGAACGUGCUGAUCCAACAGUCGGGUCACGUGACCCUCACGGACUUCGACCUUUCCAGAAGCCUGAAACACCAGGCCGUUAAAACCGUCGUGGACGACGCGCCGGAGAUCCGCCGCAAACACCGCAGGAACCUCACUCGCUGGAUGAGCAUUAUCAACGAGAACAACAAGGCCGGGUUGAAGAAGGCCAAGUCUGCCCGGGUCAGUCCGGUCAGCCGCCGCAAGCCGAGCUUCUCCGACAACGGCGAGCGGGCCAACUCGUUCGUCGGCACAGAGGAGUACGUCUCCCCCGAGGUCGUCCGCGGCGAGGGUCACGAGUUCGCCGUGGACUGGUGGGCCCUAGGGAUUCUCACCUACGAGUGCCUCUACGGGACGACGCCGUUUAAGGGGAAGAGCCGGAAGGAGACGUUCCGGAACGUGCUGACGAAGACGCCGGAGUUCGUGGGGAAACGGACGGCGCUGAUGGACUUGAUCGAACGGCUGCUGCACAAGGACCCCACCAGGCGGUUGGGGUACGUGAGAGGAGCGUGCGAGAUCAAAGAGCAUGAGUUUUUUCGCGGGGUGAGGUGGGACCUACUAACGGAGGUGUCACGGGCUCCGUUUAUUCCGCCGAGGGAGGAGGACGGAGACGUAACGGAGAGCAGGGCCGCCUCGGCGAGAUGUGGGCCGAGCGUGAGAGAGUACUUUCAAAAGUUACGGGCUCCUCCGCCGUCAAUGCCGCCGUCGCCGGAUUAUCAGUUAGCGGAGUUUUGACACACGUGUGGGAGGUUUGCACGUGUAGGAAGUUAAUUUACUUACACUUGUUGUAUAAAUAGAAUAACCCGUAGAAUUUGUGGUAGUAUAUAUAGACGACUAUAGUUAGUUAGACUUGUAUUGUAUAGCAAUUUUUAUACGGUGUAUAAAAAUUUCUUGGUUGCUUUGUC
Molecule: messenger RNA, 1436 nt
Organism: Rosa rugosa (rugosa rose)
Lineage: Eukaryota; Viridiplantae; Streptophyta; Magnoliopsida; Rosales; Rosaceae
Product: serine/threonine-protein kinase UCNL
Exons: 1
Coding region: 46-1266 (406 amino acids)
Biological process (GO): protein phosphorylation
Cellular component (GO): nucleus; cytoplasm; plasma membrane
Molecular function (GO): protein serine/threonine kinase activity; ATP binding
Source: RefSeq, a predicted model, not a curated record